This is a messenger RNA of Centruroides sculpturatus (bark scorpion), 1449 nucleotides long. RefSeq names its product tetratricopeptide repeat protein 39B-like. The record is from RefSeq and is a predicted model, not a curated record. The coding region runs from base 103 to 1449 and encodes 448 amino acids. Gene Ontology annotation, molecular function: protein binding. The transcript is spliced from 14 exons. Lineage: Eukaryota; Metazoa; Arthropoda; Arachnida; Scorpiones; Buthidae.
GUCAAACACCUCCGAUUUUCUAUUGACCUACAAACUACCAUAGAAGAACUGCAGAAGCAAAGACAGUAGCAGUUGCAUCUUUCCCAAAUCAAAUUUCUAGAGAUGGAUCUUGAAGAGAACGAGAUGUUUGAAGAUGCGUGCGAAAAUUUACCAGAAGAGACAGAACAUGUUCCUUCUUUGGAAGAUUCUGUAAAGGAAACUGUGGUGGCUCUGGAUCUAUUUCUGAAAAAUCAUUUUAAUCAAGCUUUGGAUUUGAUGAAACCAUACGCAAAUCGAAGCAUAUACCAUUCUUUAGGGAAAGGUACAGUUUUGUUUAUGCAAGCUGUACUCACCCUCGCUCCUGCUGAUAUAGAUGUAGCUUUGCAAGCAUUAAAUCAAGCAGUUGACGUUUGCAACAGAAAGAGGAAGAGAGGUGCCGUUCUGUAUGUAUCGAAAAUGAUAGGUCAAGUGGAUUAUAAUUCGUAUACAGAGGAAGAAGUGCAUGCCGAGCUUUGCUACGCAGAAUGUUUAUUGUUAACAGCCAUAUUAACAUUUCUUGCUGACCAGAGCUUCAUGAACUUUGUGAAAGGCGGCUUAAAAGUUAGAACCUGCUAUCAAUCAUAUAAAGAAUGCUUGCAUAUACUCGAAAACAGAAACUGGAAAAAUAAUAAGCAUAGGCAACACUACGCUAGUGGUGUGAAAAUGGGCAUAGGAACAUUUAAUUUAAUGAUUUCUCAAUUCCCGACAAGGAUACUACGAUUGUUAGAAUUUAUCGGUUUUUCCGGAAAUAAGAAUAUAGGUCUGAGGGAGCUUAAAGAAAGUUAUGAAGAGACAAACGGCCUUCGAUCUCCUUUAGCUGUGUUAAUUCUUGUCGCUUAUCAUACCGUCAUUUCUUACGUGUUUGGUAUGGGGGAUGGAGAUAUUAAUCAAUCAGAAGAUAUGUUAGAAGAUAUGUUAAUUAGAUAUCCGAAUGGCGCCUUAUUUUUAUUCUUUUAUGGACGAGUGAAACAAAUACAAGGAAAAUUUAAUGAUUCGAUAAGGAUAUACAAGCAAUCCAUCGAUUCUCAAAAACUAUGGAAACAAUUUCACUAUUUAUGUUACUGGGAAAUGAUGUGGUGCUAUUGUUCAAAAUGUGAAUGGGUCGAAGCUUCUAAAUGCACCGAAAUAUUAAGGAAAGAAUGUAGAUGGUCUCCUGCUAUAUAUACUUACGUACAUGCAACGAUAUUGCAUACAAUUGCAGAAGAACAACGAACUACAAUUUCAAAUGAAAUAAUAGAAUUAAUGAGAACAGUUCCUGGGUUAAAACAGAAAGUUGCAGGGAAAUCGUACCCUACAGAAAAAUAUGUGGUUGGAAAGUCGAAUAAAUUUUUCAAUCAAAAUUGUAGGUUGCUUUUGCCAAUGAUGGUAAGAAAUUAUUUAAAAAUUAUUUUUUUUCUCUCGAAAUUUUCUCAUUAUUCAGGGUCUCCUUAA